Messenger RNA from Leptonychotes weddellii (Weddell seal), 637 nucleotides. The record is from RefSeq and is a predicted model, not a curated record. NCBI's taxonomy places the organism in Eukaryota, Metazoa, Chordata, Mammalia, Carnivora, Phocidae.
AGAGCCAAGACACCAUCUCCCACCGAGAGUUAUGGCCUCAUUAGCCCGGUACCUCCUCGUCCUGGUCUCCAUCUUCCUCAGCCUGGUGGCCUCCCUGGAUUGGAAGACUUCCCACAGCCAGGAUCCCUUUGAAAAAUGUAUGCAUGAUCCUGACUACGAGGUGCUGCUCAAGGUUGUGACCUUGGGGCUCAAUCGGACCUCGAAGCCUCAGAGGGUGAUUGUGGUUGGUGCUGGUGCAGCUGGGCUGGUAGCUGCCAAGGUGCUCAGUGAUGCGGGACACAAGGUCACCAUCCUGGAGGCAGACAACAGGAUCGGGGGCCGCAUCUUCACCUACCGGGACCGGAAGACGGGCUGGAUUGGGGAGCUGGGAGCCAUGCGCAUGCCCAGCUCGCAUAGGAUCCUCCACGAGCUCUGCAAGAGCCUGGGGCUCAACCUGACCAAAUUCACUCAGUACGAUGAGAACACGUGGAUAGAAGUGAACAACCUGAAGCUGCGGAACUACGUGGUGGAGAAGAUGCCUGAGAAGCUGGGCUACAAACUGCGCCCCAGGGAGAAGGGCCACUCGCCCGAAGAAAUCUACCAGAUGGCUCUCAACCGGUCUGCCGUCGCUGGCUCUUCCAUCUGUGGUUUCCCAUAA